Patiria miniata (bat star) is the source of this 1297-nucleotide messenger RNA. RefSeq lists its product as uncharacterized. The transcript is spliced from 2 exons. NCBI's taxonomy places the organism in Eukaryota, Metazoa, Echinodermata, Asteroidea, Valvatida, Asterinidae. The record is from RefSeq and is a predicted model, not a curated record. The coding region runs from base 484 to 1140 and encodes 218 amino acids.
UUGGACUAAGACUGCUACACGGUACUCUUGUACAGUGCAAAAGGCUAACAGGAAACGAACAAAAGUCGGUUGACAAUCAAAAUCUGACGGAUGGUUCAACGAUUCCCGACCUUGGUAGCUGCGAGUAACCUGUCACACCUUCUGAAUUGAGAAAUUAUAUUUUUGUCUCCAAAGUUCCGGUAGGCCACUACUAUUCGUGGGAACUAUGAAAACACAUUGUUCAUUAUUACGUGUGUAUUCGGCUUAUGGGACUAAAGGCACACGCCCUUGCUUCGCCACUCGGAGUUUGCGCAACGAUAAGCACGUGAUUUGAUUUGGCCAAUGGCGGUGCAGUAUAGGGUAUACAUCAGGUCAAGGAAACAACUUUAAUAUUAUCCUAACCUAAUGGUUAGACAGCACUCUCCAAAUGGGCAUGGUUGGCCGACGUUGCAUGCAGACAAAAUGCUGAACUAACUUCAACAAUCUCACGGAAAAGAAAUAAAGAUGGCAACCUAUCCGAUGCUACUGGUAACUUUGUGUGUGUUUAUGACCGCGCUCGCAAAAGCCGAUUUCCAAACAUGCUGCCCUACCUGCUCGACGGACGCCAUCGACUCCUUAAACGACGAUCAAAUGCAGCAGUUCCAGAACAACAGCGCGUUCAUCCAAGAACUGGAACGGAACCCGAUGUUACUGCUGAAUGACACAAAUCAGAGAGAAAUCGUAAAUCUGACCGAAGCUCAGGAGGAGCAGAUGCUGAGGAAUUUCCCCCAGUUGUUCCAGAGCGCCGAGGCUUUCGCCCAGUCCCAGGCAACCAGUGGAGUGGUCACCGUGCCGGGCAGCGGCAGCACCCGUAAGCGUCGACAGGCUUCUGGUGCCCGAAUAUGUCCGCCACGGUCGCAAUCGGUCCCUCUCAUACUGUUCAACAAGCCCAAUGGUGACGUCGUCCAAUUAGCACAGCCGAGUGGUGUCAAACAGUGGAUCUUGAAAGAAGACUGCGAAAGCACGAGUCCUAACAUCAUGGGAGUUCAGUGCGGGGUAGUCAGUCGUCACGUGCCGGCCCUCUUCAUAAACCUCAGCGAGAUCGAGCGCACUGGAGGAAGCAGUAAGGACUUCGACUUCAACGACGUUGUCGUACAAAGCUGCGUUACUAUCCGACUGUAGACUCGGCUUGUUAUUUUUUCUUUUUCGGAUAGGUCUAUUUCUUCCGAUUUUUUUUCUGGAUCCAGGGAGGGCCAGUCUAAAGUUCUCUUUGCGCCUGAGCUGACUCACUGACAGCUUCACUCACUGACUGCCACUUAGCGUGGCCACUCAUAGAAAA